This is a messenger RNA of Stylonychia lemnae, 1902 nucleotides long. The record is from the annotation of a GenBank genome assembly. Lineage: Eukaryota; Ciliophora; Spirotrichea; Sporadotrichida; Oxytrichidae.
AUGUAAUGCCACAAAAGUUAAUUGUUUGUGGAUAAUCAAGAAAAAAUUAGUAAGAUUGAGAAGAGCUUGAAGUUUUUAACCAUCGCUAAAGUCACAAUAAUAAAUAGAAAGGAAUAGUAAAAUAACCAUGAAAAUUUGCAUUAAAAAACAUGCAAAAUAUUUCAUCAUUAAAAAUUCCUCCAUCUUUAAGAGAUUUAAUCCGGAUGGCACUUAACUCUCAAUAUCGACCUAGGAUAUGCAAAAUUAAUAAGCAAAUUGAAUUCUGAUAGCAAAAGCUUUGACGAUCAAUUCGCAAUAGAGAAAAACGAUUCGCUGAUCAUUUUUGAAAAAUGUGAAAAAAAUUAUAUUAACACAGAAGAAAACUUAGAUUUAAUGAAUAGUCACUUUGCUAAAUCCCUAAUAGGUAUAUUAGAUUAAAAUUGCGUUUGGGAUUUCAAUGCUGAGGAAUUUGAUUUCAGAGGUAAACUGGGUUGUGGAUCACAAGCUAAAGUCUACCUAGUUCAUACUAAAUAAUAAAAUUAGAUUAGAGAAACAUGUCCUAAAUAUGCAUUAAAAAUUAUUGAGAAAUCUGAAGAAAGUAAACUUAAACAAAUAGCAAUAUUGAGGGAAAUAAAAAUUUAACGUAAAUUAAGAAAUGAAGAUCACAUCAUUUAAAUGCACAGAGUUUAUGAAGAUUAGCGUAAUAUUUACUUGCUACUCGACUAUAUUAAAGGUUGUGAUAUUAGAUAGCUUAUUAGAUAAAAAGUAGUUGUCAACGAAAGCGAAAGUAGAGUAAUAAUUUAUCAAGUGCUUCAAUGCUUGCAAUCCUUAUGUUUAUAAAACAUAAUUCACAAGGAUAUCACACCACAGAACAUUCUUAUCUCUGAACAAAAUGGAAAUUCUUCUAAGCCACACCAAAAAGUCUAUCUAGCAGAUUUCGGUCUUGCAAUUUAGUUAAAUGAAAAUAAGUAAUAAUAAUUCAACAUAUGUGGGACUCCAGGUUAUAUAGCUCCAGAGAUCCUCAGAUCAAAUAAUCACAAUUUAAAGAAUGAUUUAUUUGGAGUAGGAUGCGUGCUAUUUAAAAUGCUAAGGGGAAAGAAUUUGUUCUAAGGCUAGAAUGGUCGUGAAAUUAUUAAGACGAAUGCAUAUUGUAAAACAGAGCUUAUUCUUGAAAAUUAGUUAAGAUUGUAUUCUUGUGAUCUUAGAGAGUUUUUGGUCCAGAUUUUAAAUCCAAGUGUUGACGAAAGGAUCAGUUUAUCUGAAGCACUUGAACAUAAAUGGUUCAAAAGAUUGAAUAAAUACAAAGAUUUAGGAAUGUACUUGCCAAAAAAUAAUGAUUAAAGAUCAGUUUAGGUAAAUCGUAAUUAUGAAAUUUUCUGCCAUUAAAGACUCUGCGUAACAUAAAACAAUGAGAAUUAAUAAGAGAAAACUAAUAAUUCAAAAUUCGAUCAAAUAUAUGAUAGCUAGCAACUAAACUAGCAUUAACAGGAAAGAAAUCUUACUAAUAAGUUCAAUUCUUAAAACGAUGACAAAAAUAUUGCUAUGAAACAUUCCCAUGGAUUGCAAUCAACAAUUUAUGAUGGUAAAUAAAAAAUACUACCAAUUACAUCAAUUCAGGAUUCUGAAUAAAUGGAUUCAUUAUUCAAUCCUCAAAAAAACCUAGCUGUCAAUCAGGGUCAAGAUAUAAAAUCUAAUGAAAAUGUGCUUUUGGUACCUAAAGAAGAGCUCAAGCUUAAUUAAGGUCUUAAAUCUGAUGAUAUUGGUUAAUUAAUUAAAGAAAAUAAUGAAGAGGAAUUUAAUCGCUUUGAAAUAAGUAUGGCCGAAUUAGACAUAGAAAUUGACAUGAGAUAUUUCUAAUCAAUCAUGAGCGACAAAUAAAUGAAUAAGAUAAAUAUUUGUCAGAAAUUUAGAUAAUUUUUUUGA